Messenger RNA from Miscanthus lutarioriparius, 321 nucleotides. The record is from the annotation of a GenBank genome assembly. NCBI's taxonomy places the organism in Eukaryota, Viridiplantae, Streptophyta, Magnoliopsida, Poales, Poaceae.
AUGGCCCAGACUUGCUGGACUGCCGGUGCGCACCCAGUACAGCAGGUGCUCGUCCAAUGGUCACAAAUGCCGGCGUCGCUGGCAACCUGGGAGUCUUUGGAGGAGCUCCGUCGCCGGUUUCCCAGAGCUCCUGCCUGGGGACAUGCAGGCUCUAAAGCGGGAGGGGAUGUCAGCAGCCCUGCCCCCUCGCCGUCUGCUACAAGUGACGAAGCCUCUGCUGAAGCCGAUGACCAAGAGCACUUGGCCCAGCUGGCUGAGACUCGGCCCAAAAGGAACAGAAGGCCCAACCCGGCGGUACUUGGCCCUGAGUGGCGUGUGUGA